This is a messenger RNA of Bursaphelenchus okinawaensis, 3159 nucleotides long. The record is from the annotation of a GenBank genome assembly. NCBI's taxonomy places the organism in Eukaryota, Metazoa, Nematoda, Chromadorea, Rhabditida, Aphelenchoididae.
AUGUAUGGCUACGACCAACAACGUCAGGGGACACAGAAGGUCAACUACAACAACUAUGCCAGUCCGGCGGCAGCAGCUGGCCAAGCUAGCGCUUUGUAAGUUAAAUGAAUAACUAUAUUGCUGUCACGAAUGUUUUAUAUUUUGUAAAUUGUAUCAUGUAAAUGAGAUUUUUUAGUUAAUCUUUAUGUUUUUGGAUUAUAUUGUUGUGUAUAAGCUUUGUUGCAGAAUGACCUACAACAACUACAUUCAAUCUCUGGGACAGAAUUCUGCCGCUGCUGGUUACGGAGGAAUGGAGACUUAUGGUACCACGAACCCAGCUGCUGCAGCCGCUGGAUACGGCCAAGCGAUGGACACGUAUGGGAAUGCAGGUAACUACACCAGAACAUAUGCUACUGCCUCAUCCAACAAUAUUCCAUUGGGAGGCGGCAAUGGAUACUCUACUUACACGACUCAACCAGCGGUUAGAACAGGAAGAACUAACUCAACUUUUGGAGUUAUGAAUGCUGGAGUCAAUAAGAGAGUUGUCGGCCGCGCAGCUUGGACCAAGAAGCCCAAGGUUCCCAAGCCACCGGUCGAUUUGAGACAAUACUUUUGCGAGACUUGUAAUGUGUCUUGUGGAGGACCACAAGCCUAUCAAGACCAUUUGGCCGGCAAAAGUCAUAAGAGAAAGGAAGAAGCGUUGAAGAAGGGCGACGUUGGUCUUCCGAAGAACAAAAAGUCCUAUAAAUGUGAAGUUUGUAACGUAACUUGCUCCUCCAAAGAGGCUUUCGAUACUCAUAUUGCCGGCGCUAAGCAUAAUAAGGCGGUGAACACGUUGAAGAAGAUGGGAAAGCCGAUUCCGGAGUCCGUUAUUAAUGUGAUCAUGCCUCACGGAGAACCCACUCAGCAUCUGCCAGUUAACAAGAAGGUUGUCGGCGUUACUUCAACAGCGUUUGUAGGAGGCAAAGACUUGACAACCACUAAGAAUGGUGAAGAGGAAGAAGAUACUCUUGAUGAGAGUGAGGAGGUUCAGGUUCCGCCAGUUGGAGAAGAGUUCUUGGAUGAAGUUAAGGGAGGAAAGGUGACUUCUUACUUCUGUAAGCUUUGUGAAUGCACUUGUGGAGAUCCAUCUGCUCGUAAUUUGCAUGUUAGAGGAAGAAGACAUCGAUUGCAAUACAAAGUAAGUUCAUUUUUGUUUAUUUUCUCAUUUUUAGGUAAUAGUUGAGCGUCUGAAUCUGAUAUUGGUGCUUUUAAGAGAUUCUUUUCUUUGUUAGCACUGUUAUAAAAUGGGUUUUGAAGGUGUUAUGAAUUUAAAAUACGUUUUUCAGAUGAAAGUUGAUGCUUCCAUCCAGGUAGACCUUAAGGGCGGUUCCAAGAUCAGAGGUGUCAAGAACAUUCACGCAGCUUUAAGAAACAACAGGCAAGUCUUUGUUUGAAAUUGGAUAUUGUAGUAGGUUCCUUUUAGGGAAGCCUUUCAAAAAGAUCGAACCAGGAUGCCAAAAGAAUCUUUUUACCUAUUCCGCGUCUUUUUCGUGUUAAUUCAUAUUCCAGAAAACAUCCUUUGUAUAGUCUAAUCAAUCGCUGUCUUUAGAAUCAACAAAGUCGCUACAUGUAACUUGUACGGUGGACAAGCACCAUCAGCCCUUCCGGACACGACAAUGUACGAUGCUUAUGAUGAACAGCACGUUCGCGCACGUUUGGAGCAGAUCAAGCCUGAUCACGAUAAAAUCAAGAACUGCGAGCGACUGAUCGAAGUUGUGGAGAAGACGCUAAAGAAGAUCUCGGACAAGCUGAAGGAAGAGAACGGAGAGACUGGAGACGAUCGGCUUCUGAGAGGUGUUAUUAGAGUAGGAUAUUUGGGAGAGCAUCUUUUAUUGAAGACGGACAAGAUCAUCCACACCGUUCUGUUGUGCCGCGAUAUUCCGAGCAUUUCUUUGCUUCAGAAACUGGUCGACAUCUUUGUGGAGAAUGUUGAUGUAAGUUAAACUGUUAAUUAAAUUUCUCAUAUUGUAGUAUUAUUUUUUUAUUUUAAAAAUGUGAUUUAUAUUGUGAUUUUUUUACUUUUAUAUUGCUAUAUCUACAUUUUCAGGAUGAAUCAGAAAAGGACAAAGUCAAGGUGGAGUUGAGUGUGUCCGAAAGUGCAUUUACUGUCAGCUUGGAAGAUGUGGAUUUGAAAUGUGUUGUCACUUUGACUUCUGUAAACCUUCGAAAGCCAAAAACAGGUAAAUAUUCUUUCAUAAAACAAUAUUUUUAAUUUUAUGGCAAUGUUUAUUCAAGACUGAAGUUUUCAUUAUAAUAGACCUAAUUUUGUUCCUUUUUCCUUACAUUUUAAUGUUCUGUAGAGAAAAAAGAAGGUGAAGAAGCGAAAGAAGAACCAGCGGUUGAGCUACCUAAAGACCCCCUCCCAAAAGCGCCCUGCCUUAAAGCUCUGGCUGAUCUCAGACAUACCAAGUUCUUCCAACAAAAGUGCAUCGAAGUGCAGAGUCUGGUAGAGGUAGUGCUGCUGUUGAGAGAUGUUGGUAACCGAAUCGACACUUGGAGUGUCUUCUCAUUGUAUGUACUCGAACUUUUGGUCUACAAGACAAUCGUAUCUCAUCCGAUGCCGUUGAGAGUCAGCGACGCUUUCAGACGGUUCUUCGAAGUAAUGUCUACUGGACAGUACCUGUCAAGUAAGUUUAGUUUUUUAUGAAUUUAAUUUACGACUAAAAAUAUAUUAAUUAACGACUUCUAUAUUAUAUUUUUGAUGACAUAUUAUUUGUAAAGUUUAGUCCGAAGCACGUUGGAAGAUCCCUGCGAAAAAGAAGCUCAGAACCCCCUAGCCGACCUGACCAAACAACAGAGGGAGAACAUCAUCUGCAGUGCCCAACAUGGCCUUCGUCUUAUCGCCUACGAUCAGAUUCACACUAUUUUAGGAAUGGAACGGGUGGAGCCGCAGUCUAGGAAGCGAUCGGCCGAAGACGAGGAUAAAGAGUCCGGAGUCGGUGCGUAACGGUGGUUUAGUUUGUAAUUAUUUUAACUUAUGUAUCAUUCUGAUUAGCCAACUUAAGAGCAAAACAACAGAAUAGUUAGUGCCAUCAUUUGUGAGGGUAUUGCGAUGUUUUGUAUCCCAUUUAACCGUUUACCUAUUUAGAGUCGAAGAAGGAAAAGGUCGACGCCGGCAUGGAAGAAGCCCAAAAUUAA